Molecule: messenger RNA, 1295 nt
Organism: Ipomoea triloba (trilobed morning glory)
Lineage: Eukaryota; Viridiplantae; Streptophyta; Magnoliopsida; Solanales; Convolvulaceae
Product: serine/threonine-protein phosphatase PP2A-2 catalytic subunit
Exons: 9
Coding region: 1-798 (265 amino acids)
Biological process (GO): mitotic cell cycle; peptidyl-serine dephosphorylation
Cellular component (GO): cytosol
Molecular function (GO): protein serine/threonine phosphatase activity
Source: RefSeq, a predicted model, not a curated record
AUGCAGCCAGUGAAAAGCCCUGUGACAAUUUGUGGGGACAUUCAUGGGCAAUUCCAUGAUCUUGCUGAACUUUUUCGGAUUGGUGGGAAGUGUCCUGAUACAAAUUAUCUCUUUAUGGGAGAUUAUGUCGACCGUGGGUAUUAUUCGGUUGAAACUGUUACUCUUUUGGUAGCUCUGAAAGUGCGCUAUCCUCAGCGAAUUACAAUUCUUAGGGGAAACCAUGAAAGUCGACAGAUUACACAAGUCUAUGGGUUUUAUGAUGAGUGUUUGCGGAAGUAUGGUAAUGCUAAUGUUUGGAAGACAUUCACGGAUCUCUUUGACUAUUUUCCUCUGACUGCAUUGGUUGAAUCCGAAAUAUUUUGUUUGCACGGUGGGUUGUCUCCAUCUAUUGAAACCCUUGAUAAUAUAAGAAGUUUUGAUCGUGUUCAAGAAGUGCCACAUGAAGGCCCCAUGUGUGAUCUUUUGUGGUCUGACCCUGAUGAUCGUUGCGGUUGGGGUAUCUCGCCUCGAGGGGCUGGAUAUACCUUCGGUCAGGACAUAUCUGAGCAAUUCAACCAUACCAACAGUCUGAAACUCAUAGCCCGAGCCCAUCAGCUAGUUAUGGAAGGAUAUAACUGGAGCCAUGAACAAAAAGUUGUCACCAUUUUUAGUGCACCAAACUACUGUUAUCGUUGUGGGAACAUGGCCUCGAUUUUGGAAGUUGAUGACAGCAAAGAACAUACAUUUAUUCAGUUUGAGCCUGCUCCAAGAAGGGGAGAACCCGAUGUUACCCGGAGAACUCCCGAUUACUUCCUGUAAAGCAUCUGACAGUUGCUGAUUUGUAUUGUCUUACACUAUAGCUGGUUUUGUGCUACAUAUUCCAUAUGUUGAAGACUCGGUCAUCGUCUUGCGAACUAAGCUUUUGGGGGCCAAAGCCCGAGAGGGCAAGAGGCAUGUAAAAUGGUACAACACAAUGUCCCCCUCGAUUCAAGUUACAUUCUAACCUAUCUUUAGGCGUAAUAGAAGUGGGGAAAUCCAGCAGCUGCAGACUGCAGUGCUGUGUAUUGUGUCAUUUCAUGGAUCCUCUUUUUUCCCUUAUUAUUAUUUUUUUUAAUUUUAUAUUUUUCCAUUUCUUGUUAAUUAUUAAUUUUCAGUUCUUUGUUUCAUUGCAAAUGGACAUGUAGUGUAUAACUAUGUAUAAGGUUAAGGAUUCAGUUUCUGCUGUUUCUGUUACUGCUUGCCUUGUUAAUGUAACUGCAAUACUUUGGCCUGUUGUUAAUGGGGUUCAAGCCUUUCAUUUCAAGCUAGUUCUUGGA